AGAACGAGUAGUCUGUUUCUUACGAAGGGCACUUAGGCCAAAACGAAGAACGGAAAAAAUAAGAAGACAUGGACAUCAACGACCACGCAUACACGAGCACCACUUAUGAUAAACACAGCCACGUGGAGUUCACAUAUAAAAUGAGUGUCAGUGAAGUGGAAGACUUUGUGAAGCUGAGGGUUUCAAAUAAUUACCUCUUCUCUGGAAGGAGAAACACCUCCAUGUGGGCGUGGAGAGCCAUCCUGAAACAUAUGGGCUUGCAACACAAGAUGACCCACAGUCAAGCAUCCAAAAAGUGGGAGAACUUGAAGAAGAGAUACAAGGGGCUAAAGAACCCGUCAGAUGGAAUGAAAGUGUUCCCCGACGCGUGGCCGUAUUUCAAUCUGAUGGACGACGCCAUGGAGGGUCGGCUGGAAGGAAACGCCACCAUCCUCAAGGCUUUCCCCACCAACCGCGAUUUCCCACCCAUCUCCAAACCCAAGAGGAGGAAGGUUUCCAUGGAGAUAAACUCCCCUACGGCUUCGUUAGCAGGCGGACCAGAGAUCGAGGUUUCCCUCAACGGAGAUGAAGAUGAGGAGGCGGUGCGGGAGGGAAGCCAGGAGAUAGAUCACGCCAUGCAAGAGUUGGCGCACGGCAGGGACAUGCUGGACGGCGAAAGGCAGGUGAUGGAGAGGGAGAAACGGGUGAUGGGGAGGGAGAAACAGGUGGUGGAAAGGGAGAAGCAGGUGGUGGAAAGGGAGCGGCAGGUGCUGCAGAGGGAGAGAGCGGCGCUGGACAGGGAGGUCGCCGCUCUGGACCGAGACAGAGCCUCGCUGGAGAGAGAAAAGGUGGUGGUGGAGAGGGAGAGGGCGCUGGUGGAGAGGGGCAGAGAUGCAGUGAGCAGGGACCGGCUGGCUCUGGAGAGAGAGAGAGCCAGGCUGGACGGACUUUCUGCAAACAAAGAGAGGACUGAGGAGGUCACAGAGGACGGCGGCAAAGCGAAAGACUCGGGAAAGAAGGAGGAGUUCCUCAACUUGUUUGAAAAACUUAUAGAACAUUUUUGAAAAAACUGAUUUUUGAGCAGUUUUCCCACCUUGGCUGCAUCAGUUUAACAUGCACAUACGUCACCCACAAGGCGUCAAUGAAAACUUUGAGCCACUCCUAGUUUGGAGAGGUCUUCACAACAACUUUAUUCACUUGUGGUUAUUCCAUACAGAGCACACAAUAGCAAGCCAUUAGCAUUAUUCUUAACCCCAUCCACAAUCAAAAUCAACAACCCCCCCGUCCCAAAUCAAACAAUAGUCUUUAUUUGGCGAACUCUAGACAUUAGAGUCUUUGGUAUUGGCUAUUGUGCACGGUGAAAACAUCACUUUUUGAAAUGUUGUUUACCAAAUAUUGCAGUUCAUGUAAAAAAUGUUUUUCAGAAUAUAUAUUUUUAUAUUACAGUACAGACUUUACAACAAAUGAUUGUGUUUAAAUGCGUCUUUUAUUGCAUUAGAUAAUCAAUUUACCUUCCAUUAAGCUCCAGCUUCAAUAAGUUUAUGCUAGUAUACAUUUCCAAACGUGUUAAGAUUUGUCAAUAAUAUUAAUAUUAUUAUUUUUACAAAAACAAACAUUUAAACAAUAUUACAGGUUGUAUUUUAUUUCUUUUGCCAGUCAUGAACAGACACUUAACAGACACAUAC
Anoplopoma fimbria (sablefish) is the source of this 1664-nucleotide messenger RNA. RefSeq lists its product as uncharacterized. The transcript has 4 exons. The record is from RefSeq and is a predicted model, not a curated record. Lineage: Eukaryota; Metazoa; Chordata; Actinopteri; Perciformes; Anoplopomatidae. Bases 69 to 1043 code for a protein of 324 amino acids.